Molecule: messenger RNA, 705 nt
Organism: Phyllotreta striolata
Lineage: Eukaryota; Metazoa; Arthropoda; Insecta; Coleoptera; Chrysomelidae
Source: the annotation of a GenBank genome assembly
AUGUUCGGUGUUCCUAGUGUAGUAAUGAAACGUCUAUUCAACCAAAGAAACUCGAAUUUCUAUUCGGCCGACGAGGUGUUCAAAGAAGAGAACAAGAACCGAACGGCCCGGAAAUUCGCCAGCCUGAAACCGCUCAGAAUGACUGCACACCAGCCCACGUCAAAGGCCGCCGUAUUGAUUCCGCUGUGCAACGUCGAAGGAAAAGCCUCGCUGCUGUACACUCUAAGAGCGGCCCAUUUGAAAACCCACCGAGGGCAGGUCAGUUUCCCGGGGGGCAAGCAGGACGCCGGCGACAAAAGCUUAGAAGACACCGCCCUGCGGGAAACCGACGAAGAAUUAGGCAUACCGGCACACAGCGUGGACGUUUGGGGUAGCGGUAGUUUGAUAAUAUCCAGGCGAAAAGUGACUGUAUUGCCGGUUAUCGGUAGGAUUUUAGGUGAAAUUAAAACGGGGGAUUUGAACGUAAACGCGUCGGAAGUGGAGGAUGUGUUCGCGGUGUCUUUGGAGGAUUUGUGCAAUCCUGCUAAGCAGGGUUAUACGCAAUUCAGGAGCGGGGCUUCCUUGCCGGUGUUUUUGGGUGGAAAGCGAAGGAUUUGGGGCCUUACGGCGGUUAUAACGAACAGGUGUUUAUCAUCGUUGCUGCCUCCUCAAGCGUAUUCGCACAAAAUUAAAUAUAUCCCGCCUUUUCGAAGCAACACACUUUAA